Marmota flaviventris (yellow-bellied marmot) is the source of this 649-nucleotide messenger RNA. RefSeq names its product Fer3 like bHLH transcription factor (gene Ferd3l). Gene Ontology annotation, biological process: developmental process; regulation of transcription by RNA polymerase II. The record is from RefSeq and is a predicted model, not a curated record. Lineage: Eukaryota; Metazoa; Chordata; Mammalia; Rodentia; Sciuridae. Gene Ontology annotation, molecular function: protein dimerization activity; DNA-binding transcription factor activity, RNA polymerase II-specific; RNA polymerase II transcription regulatory region sequence-specific DNA binding.
CUUCGCCCCUCUCUGCGAAAAAUCGAUGAGACGCAGGGCCAAGUUGAAGCGAUGGCGGCCUAUCCCGAGAGCUGCGUGGACGCCUCUGUGCUGGACUUCGUCGCAGACCUGUCCCUGGCCUCCCCGAGGCACCCUCUCCUUUGCGACUUUUCGCCCGGCGUCCCCUUUGGGGACCCGGCACUUGAGCUCCGAGAGGGAAGGCCCAGGAGGCUGGCGCAGUUUGAGGAGGGGACCCCGGAAGAAGAGGAUUGCGAAGUAGAUGAAGGGGAUGGGGACGAAGAGGAGGAGGAAGAGGAGGGACGCGGGAGAGGACCCUCGAUACUAGGCCGCCCCAAGAGGAAAAGGGUGAUCACCUAUGCCCAGCGCCAGGCCGCCAACAUCCGCGAGAGAAAGCGGAUGUUCAACCUCAAUGAAGCCUUUGACCAGCUGCGGAGGAAGGUGCCCACUUUUGCUUACGAGAAGAGGCUGUCUCGGAUCGAGACCCUACGCCUGGCCAUCGUCUACAUCUCCUUCAUGACUGAGCUCUUGGAGAGCUGCGAGAAGAAGGAAACCGGCUGAGCCGGGUGGGAUGGGGGUCAUCCGCCCCCUCCUCGCCUGAGCGCGCGUGGGUCUGGGGUGUUUCAGGACCUAGCAGUGAGUGUCGCUGAAA